AUGCUCGUUCUUGAACACGACAAGACCGAGCUGUUUCACUUUUCGCGUCGCCGAGACGCCUACAAUCCCUCGCUGGAUUUGGGGUACGCCCCUCAUACCGGCGCCACACCUUUGAAACCUAAGACCUAUUGGAGGUACUUGGGCUUCUACUUUGACCGCGGGCUCACGUUCCAUGAGCACGUUCGCUACUACGCCACCAAGGCGUUUACCACUGUGCAAGCCAUGCGCAUGCUCGGGAACUCUACUAGAGGUCUAUCGCCUAAACAGCGCCGCCUCUUAUAUCGAUCGUGUGUGGUCCCUAUUGCCACAUACGGUUAUCGCCUCUGGUAUUUUGAUGGCGCCCGCAAUAAGGGCGCGAUGAACCAGCUAAAACGGAUGCAGCGAAAAGCUGCUCUAUGGAUCACGGGUGCUUUCCGCACCUCACCCACAGGCGGUCUUGAGGCCCUCGCUGGCCUCAUCCCCGUCCAUCUCAUGCUGAAGAAACACUCACCCCCUCCGCUCUAUGAUGGGCGAGGGACUCCUCAAGCGAGCCGCACCACACGCUCGCUCUGCCGCCUUGAUGACCCCAGCCAUGCGGGGGAAACUCGCCACAGCCGGUUACUGGACCGCUAUGCGGACCGUCUCCAUUUUGACGAGCGUGAUCCUGGCCAGGAUAGGCGCCCAUAUCUAGACGAGCUCAUUGCGAAAGCAAGGGCCGACCCACUAACAGUACUGGCUGCAACUGAUGGCUCUGUCCCUCAGUCCAACCAGUACCAGGCGGCUUCGGCUGCUAUAAUCUACAAGGGACAUCGCGAGCUCGAAAGGACCCGCUAUGUCUCUGGCAGAGUUACCGCCCCAGAUGCGGAACUCAAUGCCAUCUCGUGUGCAGUGCGCCUUGCUGUCAAGCAGGCAAACUGCCAACAUAUUAUGGUCUUCACUGACUCUAUGGGCUCAGCCCAUAGAGCGGUUGACCCCGGCAUGCAUUCUGGUCAGGCUUUUAGUCUGUCAGUAUGUCGCGCUCUUCAAGAGUGGUUUGAGGCGGAUAAUCUCCGUCGCAUUACCUUCGUUUACGUCCCUUCCGCUAUGCGGUGGGAUAUCCAUGGUGAAGCACACAAAUACGUCACCGAACUCAAAGUCAGGGUUGGGCGUCGCAAGACGGACAACUCCAUAGACGCGCUUCGCUCUCGAGCUGCGCACUCAGUCUUGGAUUCGUGGAGUUCCACUUUCCAAGAUCCAACCUACCGAGGCUCUGAAUUUUUAGAGCUUCAACAGCCUGACGGGCGGCCGCUACAGCCAUGGGGACCUUGGCUCUCAACCUUCGGACACAGUAUUACUGAGUUCGCUCGCGUUUGCCGGUGCAUAACUGGCCACGCGCCCAUUGGAGCGUAUUACCGUCGCUUCAAGAUCAACGAGCCUCAUGGCUGCACUUGUGGGGCUGCUUUGCAGUCCCGCCAGCAUAUCCUCUUUCGCUGUCGCGACAGAUAUUCUAGGAGGGAGCAGGCCAAAGCAUCGGACGACCCAAUGGUCCACCUGGCGUGGUCUGUGGAGAAGAUGCGCCGGCAGCAACAGUCGACAAGCCGGGCGGUCCUCGAGCAACUCGAGGUGACCAACCGGCUCUUGACUCGGUUCGUCACAGCCUAUGAAAAGGCCCACGCGGAGAAGAAGGAGGAAGACAAGGAAAGGGAGCAGUAA
Messenger RNA from Cyclocybe aegerita, 1671 nucleotides. Lineage: Eukaryota; Fungi; Basidiomycota; Agaricomycetes; Agaricales; Hemipholiotaceae. The record is from the annotation of a GenBank genome assembly.